GCGAAGCAGCAGCAAAGAAAAAAUAGUCAAGCAGGCAAAUUAUCCUACAGAAAGCAGCGGCAACGGAAUCGGAAAAGUGCAUCCAGCCAGUCGGUUAAUGUGCACGUCACUUGCGACGGUAACGACAACAAUCACCACCACCACCAGUGAGAAACGCAUGCAAGUGGCGACGCACACAAGUGUUUCUAGCCUGCCGCAUGUUCGACAUCGUGUGACGCCCCUUGGCACAUCGCAAAACAGCACAAAAUGAGGAUCCUCAAGCAUUGGCCUCGCAGACGCAGUGGCUCCAGCAUCGUGGUGCUGGGCGGUGAUGACACCCUGAAACCCUCCAUACCUAUUGAUGACUAUCAGGAGGACUUGGAAAUGUACAAUAUGUUAGCGGCAAACCAGGACAAUGGACCACACCGGGAAAUGGCUGUCGAUGUACCUGAAUCGUUCAUAGCCAGAAACAAAACGCCUCCGCGCUAUCCACCGCCACGCAGUACGGCGCUUAAUGGUUCGACGAAACCGGUGCCGCCGCCCCGGGAUCAUCUGCGGAUAGAGAAGGACGGCCGGCUCACCAAUCGCGCACCAGUACCAGCUCCACAAGUGCCAGAUCGUAAGAUUGUGCCGAUCGCAUCACAGCACCAACAUAUUGGUCAGGUCCUGGAACCGACAUCGGAGCAGUUAGAUAGCAUUAAGAAGUUCCAGGAGCAACUACGACGGCGAAGAGAGGACGAGGAACGGAUAGCAGCUCAGAAUGACUUCCUGCGCAACAGUCUGCGUGGUUCCCAGCGGCUUCGUGCUCUGCAGGACAAUCCGAUCGAAAAACCACCGGUCGGUGUUGACAACGAGGCGUACGCAGAUGAUGAGGUGGUGGAGAAGAUUAUCGGGUACAGUGAGCUAGUGGCGGCACUGCAGCGGCUGCAGGGACACCUGAACAAGCACGGUCUGGCGGCACUCGCUGGCAGAGUGACGGCGGCACAAAGUUUACUGCUCGGUCCUGGCAUUGCCCGUGCACUGGCCGUCCGAACGGCGGUCCUGGAGCGGCGGCGCCCGAAAGUGCCCAACCCGAUCUGCCCGAAUGCUCAAGCGCUAGCCAAGGACUGCGUCGAAUCGUUGGCCCAGUCCGGCUCACCAACCGCAAUAGAACUGUGUGAUCUGCUGUCCACGUACGAGAUGGAGGGUCUGUUGCUGGCACACGACAGAAUCGCAUCGACCACGGAUCGUUCGCCGAUUGCCUCGUACGGUGGUAGCCCGGUCACCGUCGCCAUGCCAUCGCUCAGCAACAACAUCAACAAUAACACCUUGACCAGUGCGGUGAAACCGGCCACUGUCAUGCCAUCAAUUCCAAAUAACGCUAGUUUAGUGAACAAUAACAAUAACAAUAUCGCUAAGAGGGAACCAAUCAGUGUGCCUCUCGGUGUGCUGCGUGACGGUAGCCAGGAUCACAUCAAAAUCAUCCAGAUAGAGAAGUCAUCCGAACCGCUUGGUGCCACCAUCAGGAACGAGGGCGAAGCGGUCGUGAUUGGGCGCGUGGUGCGUGGUGGUGCCGCCGAAAAGUCCGGUCUGCUGCACGAAGGUGACGAAAUUCUCGAGGUGAACGGUAUCGAAAUGCGUGGCAAAUCGGUGAACGAUGUGUGCGCAUUGCUCGGUUCGAUGACCGGUACGCUUACGUUCCUGGUAGUGCCGGCCGGUGUGCCCCAGAUACUGCCCGGGCUGGGCAUGCGGGAUCCACCGGUGCUGCACGUCCGAGCCCACUUCGAUUACGAUCCCGAGGAUGAUCUGUACAUACCGUGCCGGGAGUUGGGCAUCAGCUUCCAGAAGGGUGACGUACUGCACGUGAUUUCCCGUGACGAUCCGAACUGGUGGCAGGCGUACCGGGAGGGCGAGGAAGAUCAAACGCUGGCCGGGUUGAUACCGAGCCAAUCGUUCCAGCAUCAGCGCGAAUCGAUGAAGCUUGCCAUUGCCGGUGAGGUGGGGCUGAGGACGCGCAAAGAUAUAAACGGCAAAGCGGGUGGCGGUUCAACGUUACUGUGCGCACGGAAGGGUCGCAAGAAGAAGAAGAAGGCGAGCAGUGAACAUGGCUACCCGCUGUACGCGACGGCAACAGCCGACGAUCCGGAUCCGGAGGAAAUUCUUACGUACGAGGAGGUGGCACUGUAUUACCCGAGAGCCUCCCAUAAGCGACCGAUAGUGCUGAUCGGACCACCGAACAUUGGACGGCAUGAACUGCGGCAACGGCUAAUGGCAGAUUCGGAGCGAUUUGCAGCGGCUAUUCCUCAUACGUCACGUGCCCAGCGGGAAGGAGAGGUUCCGGGACAGGAUUAUCACUUCAUCUCACGGCAACAGUUCGAAUCGGACAUUUUGGCCCGAAAGUUCGUCGAGCACGGUGAAUAUGAGAAGGCUUAUUACGGCACAUCCCUCGAAGCUAUCCGAGCAGUGGUCGCUAGUGGCAAGAUAUGUGUGCUCAAUUUGCACCCCCAGAGCUUGAAGUUGCUUCGAUCGUCCGAUCUGAAACCGUACACGGUAUUAGUGGCACCACCAAGUUUGGAAAAGUUGCGCCAAAAGCGAAUACGAACUGGCGAACCGUACAAGGAAGAGGAAUUAAAAGAGAUCAUAGCGACCGCGCGCGACAUGGAGGCCCGCUGGGGGCAUCUGUUCGACAUGAUCAUCAUUAAUAACGAUACCGAGCGGGCUUAUCACCAGCUGCUGGCGGAGAUCAAUUCACUAGAACGGGAACCACAGUGGGUUCCGAGCAGUUGGCUGCACAACUAGUAACGUCUGGGGGGUAGCUGGACUGGAUUGAGCUAGCUGGGCUAGCUGGCUGAUGUUAGUGGAGCAAAACAUGAUACAUGUCCGAAGAACACUAGUAGACGGGAUGCAGUAGUCUAAGCCAGAGAAGCACGUAGUAGAACAGUUGAAAGUAUUCAAAAUUUAAGCAAACCUGUUGAACAAAAUGGAACGGAAAGCGUAGGCCACCAUAUGUCGGUGCAGCCGGAGCGAAUCACACCUAGCCCUAGAGACGUGACCUAUAACCACCACCCAAAAAAAAAAACAACAACUCAAUAGAUUCUUAUUAUACAUAUGCAUAUAGAUACAUAUACAUAUAUGAUAAUACUAUACUUUAUCGAACUUGUUACGUUUAUUUUUCGCUGUGCGCUCGUAAAUGCACAUUAAAGCAUACACUUACACAAGACACACUCACACGUUACACGGUUCAUAAGGGAAUUUCGCUACGCCCUUCGCUGGGUAGCUAAAGGCCGCUAACAAUGUAGUACUACUUUUCAUAAUUUUGUUUGUACUUUUACCUAGGAACCAAUUGUGUACGCGUGUACGUGCAAUCGGAACGGGUCGGGGAAGCGGAAAACACGGAAUCUAAGAUUGAGUAGAGUGUGUGUAUGGGGGGAUUUUGUGGUGGUUUGUUAUACUUUAGUGAUCUUUUUUUUGCUAGGGUCAGUGGUACCACUCGUUCUUUCGUAGGUACUUUUUCCCUUUUAAUAGUAGUAAUCGUACGUUUUGUUUUAGAAUAAUGAAUGUUUUAUUUAUCUAGAGUUUUAUGUGGCAGUAUAGGAGAUGAGCGAGCAACGGUGUCUGUGUGUGUAUGAGGAUUGUAGUCUAUGCGUUUAGGGAAGCGAUAGAGGAUGUGCAGCAGGAAUGCAUUAAGGAGCACGAGUAAACCCGAGUACACAAUAAAAAAGCAAUUUCUAAAUGUCGUAACAAUACUAUCAGCGUAGUUGUGGUGGGAAAUUGGGGACAUUAGGAACAAAACGGAAAGGAUAAAACUCAAUAAAGACCCCCCCGAAUAUAGUAGAAAACUCAAAGCAAACCAAUGUAUUGUAGUUACGGAAAUAAAGAACCCAAAACAACCCAACAACAAGGUACGUAGAGCACAUAAUAUAUGCAUGAGAAGCAGAAAUGGUUUUGUGGGAAGGAAAAUACAGACAAAACCCAUACGGAUAACUUAAAUAAUCAGCAGCAAACAACCCGCCCACCCCUUUGGUGUGAGAGAAAGUGGACGUUUAGGUACACAUGGAUAGUGAUUCAAAAAUUUACACGAAAACAAAUCAAAAUAAUUAUAAAGCUGCAGCCGAUGCUCGAGUGGCUCGUUUCCUAGGAACAUUAUUCGUGGGAAAUCCUACUUCUAGAGACAGAACAAAUAAAUGCAAAGAAAACGUGUGUAGUACCAGGCAUAUGUACUAUCUUAAGUAAUUUGUUCCAGCUCACACCUCUGAGCCACCCGAUCACCUGAGGGAUUUUUUUAGUUUGGAAAGACGAAACAAAUACAUUCCCCCGUCCGGCUAUCGACAAAAAGGGCAUAUUUCGAUUCAAUGUUAUAGGUUAGGCAUUUAGAUCAGUUUUUAACACAUGAUUCGCAGCACAACCAUUUUGGACGGACUGUACGUGAUCAUUAAUGAAAAGAAAGUGGUACAACAUUUGCAAAGGACAUCCUCCCUAUAGCCUACGGCGCCAUACAAUUCGGCCAAGUCGAGCACUUACAAGAAUUGGUAUCAUAACACCACAACCCUAUUUGUCUUCUGGCGUGACUAGUUCGCCCGUAUUUAUAACCAUUUCUCGUCUCUCCAAACAUAUGAACUGAGAUGUUUGGAGCAGCGAACACAGCUUGAACGAGGAUUGCUAAGGGAACUAAUGGCUACUCAGAAACAAACAGAAUCCCACACAAAGGUAAUGUUCGAAGAAGAGACUCACUAAACUUACCAAUUUAUCUUAAGUAUCAUCAGUUCGUGGAACCAGGAAGUAGACGAGAAGAACUAUUUUGAACGAUACAAAUAUUUUUCUACGGUAGUGGAAGCGUUCGAGGUUAUGUUUGCCCGAGCUGUUUUACUUCAUUUUCCCGCGUCUACUAUUUUGAUAAGUAGUAUUUUUUACAAUACAAUUGAUAUGCAACAGAAUGAUCGUACGGGAUGGUGGUAGCGAUCCAUAAAAAAUUGCAUCUAAUUCUACUCGUAGCUACGUACUGACGGAUGAUAUUAGGUGAAUA
Messenger RNA from Anopheles moucheti, 4981 nucleotides. It is a transcript of the gene sdt, whose product is annotated as protein PALS1. Gene Ontology annotation, cellular component: plasma membrane; adherens junction. NCBI's taxonomy places the organism in Eukaryota, Metazoa, Arthropoda, Insecta, Diptera, Culicidae. The record is from RefSeq and is a predicted model, not a curated record. The transcript has 11 exons. Gene Ontology annotation, molecular function: protein binding. Gene Ontology annotation, biological process: establishment or maintenance of polarity of embryonic epithelium; establishment or maintenance of epithelial cell apical/basal polarity; generation of neurons. The coding region runs from base 247 to 2757 and encodes 836 amino acids.